UCUCUGUUCAGCACUUCCUCUCUCUGGGUCUGGUCUCAUCGUCACCAUGGCAUACCCCUUGGAAGAGGCUCUGGAUAGGAUGGUGUCUACCUUCCACAAAUACUCAGGCAAAGAGGGUGAUAAGUUCAAGCUCAACAAGUCAGAGUUGAAGGAGCUGCUGACCAGGGAGCUGCCUAGCUUCGUGGGGAAAAGGACAGAUGAAGCUGGAUUCCAGAAGCUGAUGAGCAACUUGGACAGCAACAGGGAUAACGAAAUAGACUUCCAGGAAUACUGCAUCUUCCUGUCCUGCAUCGCCAUGAUGUGCAAUGAAUUCUUUGAAGACUUCCCAGAUAAACAACCCCGCAAGAAGUGAAGACUCCUCCGAUGAAGUGUGGGGUGUGGUCUGCGGGAGGGGGCUGGUGGAGAUCUUCCCCAUUGAUUCUGAGCAUAGUGCCUUACUCUGGCUUCUUCAUACAUGUGCACAAUGCUGAGCAAGUUCAAUAAAGAGUUUUGAAACUA
Molecule: messenger RNA, 498 nt
Organism: Peromyscus leucopus (white-footed mouse)
Lineage: Eukaryota; Metazoa; Chordata; Mammalia; Rodentia; Cricetidae
Gene: S100a4
Product: S100 calcium binding protein A4
Exons: 3
Coding region: 47-352 (101 amino acids)
Biological process (GO): positive regulation of canonical NF-kappaB signal transduction
Cellular component (GO): nucleus; perinuclear region of cytoplasm; cytoplasm
Molecular function (GO): RAGE receptor binding; calcium ion binding; transition metal ion binding
Source: RefSeq, a predicted model, not a curated record